AUGCUUGGAAGAUCCAUUCUAUGUGCGGCUUUUGCUGCAAUUGCAAAUGCUGAUGAGUCUUUUCCUCCAACUGAUUUGGCAUCAUACACUGAUGCUUCACACCUCAUUUCUGCAGCCAACAAGAAUCCAUAUUUAAAAACUUACUACUCUGAGGUAUACGGUAAAAACUGGGAAGGGGCAAUUAAAAAGAUCUAUUAUUAUACUACGUACUACUAUACAAAUUACUAUACGGAUUACCUUAAUUAUUAUACGGAUUAUCUUGAUUAUUAUACCUAUUAUACUGACUACUACGGUAGUUAUUACUAUACUUAUGAUACCGAAUCUUAUCUUGCUUAUGUUGGAUCCCUCUAUAAAACAACUUUCACUGAUUACAGUGCCUAUCUUGCAUACGAUUACAGUUACAGUUACAGCUACAGCAGCAGCUAUGAUACCGAAUCUCGUCUUUCCUAUGUCAGAUCUCUUUAUGAAACAUCGUUUGCUGACUACAGUGCUUAUCUAGCAUACGUAUCCACCUACACCUACAGUUACAGCUUUGACACAUCAUCCUAUUAUAGUUACUAUUCUCUGUUAUACGGAACGGAUUCCGCAGCAUAUUCCUCAAGAAUUAGCGAGUUCGAGGCCACUGCUUCUCCAGCUGGAGGAACUGGCUCAAAUAGCGUUGCCGCUUUCACGACCUUCCUAAGCUCAGCAGAUGGGUCUACGACAGAAACAGCUUCUACCACAGAAAUUAAUGAAAGCUCCACAUCAAAAUCAAGUACCUCAACUAGCUCACUUUCCAGUAGCUCAUUACCAAGAAGUGCCGGUGACCCAGCAUCUGGAAGCGCAGCUGGCGGUGCAGGAUCCACAUCAGUUGCAGCAGGUGGUAGUUCAGAUUCCUCAUCAGCUGCAGCCGGCGCGUACUCCGUCGGCGUCCCAUUCUUCGGGCUCUUUGCUGCAUUAAUUGCAGCUUUAUAA
Dujonia railenensis is the source of this 954-nucleotide messenger RNA. The record is from the annotation of a GenBank genome assembly. Lineage: Eukaryota; Fungi; Ascomycota; Pichiomycetes; Serinales; Debaryomycetaceae.